AGACCGAAGAUACACCCAUGCCGCGCGCAUGCGCCGUCCUUGUCGCUCGCCCGCUCUGCGUCGCUCCGGCAACUAGCUCCCUCGCCCUUGCUCGCCCUUCUCAACCGACACCGGUCGUCUCUUUCGCUCGCGUGCUCUCACCCUCUCUCCCUCCUUAUUCUCGCCACCCUUCGCAUCAGUGCGUCGCGCCGCGCCGCGCCGCGUUGUGCCGUGUGCCGUUCGUGUGUCUACCCGCGCCACUUUCUCUCUCUCUCUCUCACUCCCUCUCUCCCUCUCCCUCCCUCUCUCUCCUCUACCCGCGUUCUUUCCUCUUCCCAUCCUUGUUUCCCAUUACUUCGCGCCGUCCGUCCGUCCGUUCGCUCUCUCCCUCUCUCGCGCACCCUCUUUCUCGCCAAGUUUUCUCGUUCCUCUCUCAUCCCGUGUCCAUUCGUUUCCACCGUUGUUUUCUCCUCUCGUUCUUUUCGUCGCGCGUCCUCCCUCUCUCCCGUUUAUCCUUUCGUUUUCCUUCUCACGCAGCUUCAUCUUUUUGCUCCGCGUUUCUUUUCCGCGUUUCUUUUUCCGCUUUCACCUCCCGUUCCCGCGUUCCUCUCGUUCCCAACGUCAUUAUUUUUUUCCCUUUCCCCGCUAACCUCCUUCUACUCCUCGUCUAACAUUCGUCUCUAAUUUUCCUCCUUCAUUCCGUUCCUAUUAUGUCGCCGUCCGAUGAACCGGCUUCCUUAGCUACGAUACUCACUUUCGUCUCUCGUUCGCCAUUAUUUCGUUGAAACGCUGUUAACCGUAACAUCGCAAAACGAUAAAUUAAUUUGUUCGCAUAGCAACGAUGGCCGCGAGCGUUUCCGUUUCCAUUCCUGCUACGAGUUUGGCGUUGCGUCGGAAAGAGCAUCCAGAGAUGUCCAUUACGAUGCAUAAUUGCAGCGCGGAGAGGGCGGAAAGUUGUUUGGCAUGCGGCGCUCGAUGUGUGUUGUUUGCGACGCACGACGCGUCGUGUUUACGCAAAGGCCACGGCGGUCACUCGCCGGGCAGCGGCGGCAACGUGAAUCACUUACUAUCAAUGGGUCGCAUACUUAUCAAUCAGAUUGACGACGAGGACCAUAUGAAAGACAAAUGGAAGGGGUACUCACGCACUCCGAGCUGCGUGGGCCCGAGCCGCUGCGCGCGCAUCCUCCCACCACUCGCUUCUGGCGUGAUCGUCGCCACAGGUCAGAGACGGCGCCGGCCGUGGACAAUGGCGGACAGUGGGACAGCGAGUGUACGUGGAGGGGGUGUUCGCUGUGUCUACACUUUUUACAGUUCGACGACUGGAGCUUUGGAGCCGAUUUUCGGAUGUCGGAAGUGACUGAGCAAGUGGUGAUUCGCAUUGGUCUCUCGCGUUAAUCGCGAUGUGCGACGUAAUCGGUCAGCUCGCGAAGCGACGGAUGGACGCAGUGAAAUUCUCGACCGACGUGAAGUUGCCGCUUCAUUUCGUACGCGUCGUACAACGUAAUCGAAAAUCGCGAGUGUGUCGGCUGAAGAAAAGUGUGUGUCCUCGCGUGUCCUUCCGUGUUUGCUACCGGCGCGAUAAGUCGGGAAUCGGUGAUCGCGUCGCGUUGAUUAAUCCGCGAGAUGCGUGAUGACUGGCGUUCCUCUGGUCGAUUUGCGUGUGAUUUGCAAUGUGCGUGUGUGACGAGGCUGACGAGCGAGCGCCGGGAAGACGCGGGGGCGGCGGCAAUCGAAAAUGGCGGUGCAUUAUCGGGUGUGAAUUAUGUUCGGACUAAUUUGGAGUUCGGGAGUGUUGUGCGAAUGUUCAACGAAGGAACCUAGUGUACCUGAGAGGAGGAGGAGGCCUGGGAGGCAUCAGGCGACGGCGGAACAACCGUGGGAUCAACGUAGUCUACGAUGCUAUUUGUAAUUCCGCUGCUGCGCACCGUACCGCCAUGUUGAGCAGCUUAUUCGACCGGAAAUCUCGAUGGUCGAGUUACCGCCGUUACCGGCGGAUUUGCUGCGAGCUGAAAACGAAACUCGCGUAUGCGAAAAUAGCCCGCUCUUAUUGUAUCCCGACGCAACGUAUAACGUCCGCGAUUUUAUAUCGCGAGAAGACAACGAGUCACUGGAUAAAAGUUAUGGAGACGGUUCUCGGAAUGAAAUAUGCGCCUUUAAAUUGGAUCAGGGGAAGAUUGAUGAGCUCGCAAACGAUUACCGCGCUGAAACGUGCGUAUCUUUCAGCCGCGAAAGCGCGAUACAAAAGGAAUCUUGCGAGGAAGCGGUCAAGAGUGAUGGUACUCCCUCAAGGAACGAAGAUGAAUCUCGAUGCAAAUCGAAUCGUAGGAGAAAAACACGUCGCAGGUUGCCCGACGGAGUUAUCAUAGAUCUUAGCAAUGAUGUUUGCGGCACUUCUCGCGGCGGCAUGAGAAUCAGCGUUAUUUCCAUGAAUAAUUUGGUACCCGACAUGAAAUUUGUCGCAACGCCAAAGAAACAAUAUUCGACAACGUGGAAUUCUAGUUUGAGGAACAAAGCGAUGAAGAAAAUGAUCGACAAUUCUAUAUUGACCGUGCUCUGUGGAGAAAAUUGCAGCGAAAGAAAGAAAAGUCGAAGAUCGAGGAAACGCAGAUAUAAAAAUUUUUCGAGAAAAUCAUUGAAUAACGUAAUACGUAGAAAUGCUAAUACGACUGACAAUGUAUCAAAGAAAUUUGAAAAUAUUGAAGUAAACGAACAGCGAGAAUUACACGUUGAAAAUAAUAUGCAAUCGCUUUGUACGUCCAACGAGAUUUUUGGCUCAACGCAAUGCUGUCAUCAUGAUAAUACGCUGGUUGAUAUUGAUAACGCCCGAUAUCCAAUAUCGAACACAGAGCAAACAUGUGUCGGCGCGAGAAAACAUAUCGUAAACUACUGCUGCUCGAUUUUUAAUGACAAGCAUCAAGAAUAUCACAUUUGUGAUCGGGAGGAUUACAAUGCAGAUAGUUCCGAUUUCAAUGCGGAGAUGCAAGCUGAUUGGACAGUCGAGUGCUUUCAUCCCGAAUACACCCGCGCGAAGGGAUGUCGAUGUUUCUAUGACUCGAGCGAGUGCGAUCCCGAUGUAAAUAUGCAACGCGACUGUUGCUCCCUGACGUCGCGAAUGGUAAGACUGUUUGAGAAUUCUCCUCUUCCGAGGAAGCAUCAAAGAGAAGAGGUCGAGCGACUCGGAUCAGACGGGCUCUGGACGGAUAUCGCGCCUGAAUUCGCAACGAAAGCCGAUGAAUAUUUGCCAGAUGGAGUCGAACGGUGCAUGAACUGCGAGGCGAACAAAGGAAGUUCGACGAGCACGAUCCUGAUACCGAGCGUGCUCGCCGAACCCGGCAGCGGAAGCGUCGCCGAUCUGCGCGAUUCGCUCCCCUCGCUCCACGUGUCUCGAUGUGAAAUUGAUACGCGUCCCGGAAAGCACGACGGGUGGACGAUGGCGACAACGACGGCGGCGAAGAGAGACGACGAUCGGUCGUAUAAAUCAGAUUCGCUGAAAGCCGCCGACACGUGGGACACACGCGCGCGGAGAGACAACUGUAUCGAGUGGCGUUGCGCGGGCCGCGUUGUCGCGGAAUCGUCGCGUCCCGGGGAAAAAGGCGGAUCCACCCACGAAGUGGAUUCGGAGUGGAAACGGAGCUCCAUUGAAACUGACGCCCAACAAUUGGAUUACAAAUGGAAGAGAAGAAUCGCGACCGUAGACGCCGGUACACACGCGAGGGUGGAUUUCAAAAGAAAACGUGAUUCCAGAUAUAAAUCGGAAGAGGCGAUUCGUGUCCAAUUGAGCGAAAGCGCGGAGAUAAGGAAGCGCGAGGAGAGCCUGGAAAUGGUCGAGGCAACGUCACAAACGAGAAGUGACAAUACAAACGCUGACGACAAACGUCGCGAGACACGCGAUUACUCUCUUUGGACGAGUUUACAGAUGGGCAAAAUUUGGUCGCAAGUGCACGACGCGUGGAAGAACGUCGUAAAGCUCGCUACUACGAGCGUCGGCCGUGUUGUGAAGGAUGCUGCACCUCAAUCGGAAUGUUCGCAGAGAAAUCCCGUCGAAGUGGCUGACGUGACGCUCGUCGAAAGCUCAUCCCCGUGCGCCGACGAAAUAUGCGGUGAAACGUGUCGUAAAAAUUUAAUGCGCUCGAAGAGCGAAAAAAAAACGGAGGCGCGUCUAGAACGCACAAUCGGGGACGUGGGAAAAUAUCGCUGGGAUACAGAAGCACCGAUGCGGGAAGACUCGCGGGUCAUUGCGCCUUCUCACCGCGAUAUGCGGAAGCACGCGUGCAAAAACGCCGAAAAAGAAAAGGAAGAGUCGUAUAUAACUUACAGCGGUACGAUUAAUAGUGAUCCAUUUCCUACGCAUCUACCUGUUGCACUGACAGAGUCAUCGAAACUUGCAACUUAUAUUUAAUGAGCAACAUGCAUCGGAUCAACUUAAAAAAUAUACGUAACAUUUUUUUUAAGGAAAUAUUUUUUUUUUAUAGAAACGAUAACGCA
Molecule: messenger RNA, 4464 nt
Organism: Solenopsis invicta (red fire ant)
Lineage: Eukaryota; Metazoa; Arthropoda; Insecta; Hymenoptera; Formicidae
Exons: 7
Coding region: 1946-4378 (810 amino acids)
Source: RefSeq, a predicted model, not a curated record